AUGUACACCUCAUGGAACUAUGCCCAUUAUAUCGUCAACAUGGCUUCUUGGGCAUCUCAUUUUAUGAUGCUGUUUUUUGUUGUGAUAUUUUUUUCUGACAAUCAAUCGCGGAAUGAGAAAAGUCAGGAGAUUUUGAUGCUCCCGCCUUUGAUACUAAUUGCUGGUUGUGUUUUAAUUUAUUCGAGAGUGGUCAAACAAAAGAUUUGGAGAGGCGAAUUAAGUGAGAUAGAAGCGUACUUCAUUGGUUUCAAGGUUCAUUCCACCAUUUUAACAUAUUCUGGAGUCAUUUUCAAUCUAAUAGUUUGCUGUUUUGGAACAAUUCAAGAGGUAUACAUAAUUUUUCACUCGCUUCAUCUUUUCAUGAAUUUCUCCAUGCUGCUUCGUGUUUUACCAUCCCUCAGAAAUUUGGUUAUGAACACUGGGAUGCACAAAAAGCAUUUGAGAACCGUGCUAAUGUUUCAUGUCGCUGGAAUCAUUAUAUUGCCACUUCUAACUCAAGAUAUACGAAGUGGGAGAGAAAUCAGUGCAAUCUUCAUAAACCAAGUAAUUUUCAUGUCUUAUUCUUGGAAUAUCGCCGACUAUUUAUCGUUUCGCGAUGGUGGACUUGAGUUCAGAGAAUUAGAGAUUGAAGAGACUCCAAAUGAUAUAGAUUACGAAAGUGAUAAUGAAGAAGACUCUUCGGAGUUUCAUAAAUCAACAGGUUCUAUUUGUGGUGUUUGUUACCGUUCUUAUUGUGAUAGCAUUGAAAUGAGAACACCUCGAAUUCUGAAUAAAUGUGGCCAUACAACAUGCCGAAAGUGUGCUGGAAGAAUAAUUAAAAGUAGUUGUCAUCUGUAUAUUCAAUGUCCCUUCUGUACAAAAAAGACACGAGUUGGCUUUCAAAAUUCGGUUAAUCGACUUCCAAAGAAUUACGGAUUGCUUGAAGUUAUCAGCGACAUGAAACAAUUAGAUGAAUUUUAUAAAUCAUCGGCUACGGAGAAUUCGGAACCCCAACGAAGAGAACGACGAAACAGUUUCUGA
Messenger RNA from Caenorhabditis briggsae, 1020 nucleotides. NCBI's taxonomy places the organism in Eukaryota, Metazoa, Nematoda, Chromadorea, Rhabditida, Rhabditidae. The coding region runs from base 1 to 1020 and encodes 339 amino acids. The transcript has 5 exons. The record is from RefSeq and is a predicted model, not a curated record.